Erpetoichthys calabaricus (reedfish) is the source of this 1931-nucleotide messenger RNA. RefSeq names its product melanin-concentrating hormone receptor 1-like. The record is from RefSeq and is a predicted model, not a curated record. Gene Ontology annotation, biological process: neuropeptide signaling pathway. The coding region runs from base 250 to 1308 and encodes 352 amino acids. Gene Ontology annotation, cellular component: neuron projection; membrane. NCBI's taxonomy places the organism in Eukaryota, Metazoa, Chordata, Cladistia, Polypteriformes, Polypteridae. The transcript has 2 exons. Gene Ontology annotation, molecular function: melanin-concentrating hormone receptor activity; neuropeptide binding.
CGCGGAGCUACCCGCUUGCUGCUGCGACGGUGUGCUGCGCAGGCGCUCCAAUGGUUCUGCGGCUUCACGCUCGUCCACACACAGACUUGCGCGCACGAGCACUCAGGCACAAGCGCGCGCACGGGGGGUAGAGCGAACGCGCAGCCUCCCGCAUUCAGUCGGUCGCCCAUCUCCCCAAAAAACGGCAGCGAGUCAGUCGGCGCGGGCUUGAGCAAAGGUGCGUAGCGACGUGGAGGCCGCCGGCGUGGCAUGGACCACGGAGACGCCAACCUGUCCCGCUUGUCCCCGAACGUGUCCGAGACAGGAGCAGAUCAACACAUGGCUUACAGCAGCGUCUUCAUGCCAACGGUGUUUGGCAUCAUCUGUCUGCUGGGCAUCAUCGGGAACACAAUCGUCAUUGUCACCGUGUUUAAAAAGUCCAAGUUUCGCUGCAGAAGUAGUGUCCCGGACAUCUUCAUCGUCAACCUGUCGGUGGUGGACCUGCUCUUCCUAUUGGGGAUGCCCUUUCUCAUCCAUCAGCUGCUGGGCAAUGGAGUGUGGCACUUCGGAGAGACGAUGUGCACGAUCAUCACGGCACUGGACACCAACAGCCAGUUCACCAGUACCUACAUCCUGACGGCCAUGACGCUUGACAGGUACCUGGCCACCGUGUACCCGCUGACGUCCUCGCGCUUCAGGACCCCCACUGUGGCCGUGCUCAUCAUCUGCGUCCUAUGGCUCGUGUCCUUCUUGAGCAUUACCCCCGUAUGGAUGUAUGCCAGGCUCAUCCCCUUACCCGGGGGGGUACUGGGCUGCGGGAUCCGACUGCCUAACCCGGCCACGGAUAUUUACUGGUACACUCUUUAUCAGUUCUUCUUGGCCUUCGCUAUUCCUUUCACUGUCAUCUCAGUAGCUUACUGGAGGAUUCUGCUCCGCAUGACUUCUUCGGAGGCGCUCACCACGCAGAGAAGCGCCCGCAUCAAGACCAAAAAAGUGACCCGCAUCGCCAUCACCAUCUGCCUGGUGUUCUUCUUCUGCUGGGCUCCCUUCUAUGUGCUACAGCUAGCUCAACUGGCCAUCGACCAGCCAACCCUACCCUUCUAUUAUGCCUACAGGGUGGCCAUCAGUCUGGGCUACGCCAACAGCUGCCUAAACCCCUUCAUCUACAUCGUCCUGUGCGAAACGUUCAGGAGGAGGUUCAUCGUGUCCGUGAGACCCGCCGAGGAGGCGCAGAGUCCGGCACGGAGCCGAAGGAAUCCCAGCAGAGGAGAUGGAGAUCAUUCCUCCGGCCAGCAGAUUCUCCACCUUGUCUCGGUGACCGGGAGGUGACCCGUUCACUGUCACUGUGACUGUUUGCAUGAGUGUCACGGUGUUUUUAAAGCGCGCAGCACAUGCAGUCCACCCACCCCGUUCAUAAACGUGUGUGCAGGCGGCGGCGUCAUCGACUUCAAUCGCUCCGCUCAAAGGAUGUAGCAUGGAACAGUUUCAGUUAUCUUAGGACAUGGAUGAGAGGGCAAGCAACAAUCCGACGCCCACCCCGUUAGUUACGCCAAGUGAGGAAAAAAAAAGGGAAAGUCGUAAAUGGCAGGGAGGCGCCAUACUACACCGAACAGCGGAACGGUUUAAACGGGCAGUGCCACCUGUAGAACCAGAGCCCGGUGCAGACUAAUUUUGGAAAAGGAACAAAGGACGCGAGCGGCUUGGUGAGGGCGUAUGUGGUAAAGGUGGGCUUAGGGGAUUUAAGAGCGGCGUUUCCAAAUUUGGAUUGUAUCGGAGUCUUUAUGGGUGUAUCUGCAUUAUCGAAGAAAGGGGUGGGCAGUGGGGGCGUCCCCCUUAGGUUUCGAGCUCGUUAAAAACGUAUUGAACAUCUAAGGGCAGGAUUUGGGUACCGUGGGGGGAGGGAGUAUAAGAUAAAUGGUAUAAAAGAUUGGGGUCGUAAGCCUCUAAAGCCC